CACCAUGGCGACGGAGAGGGAGGCUCUCACAAAUCACAGCACUGUACUUGCUCAACAAAGAAACCUGGAGAAGACACAGAGAGAGAACAAAUUUGAAAAGAAACGAGAGAGAAGCAGAGAAUAGUUGGCGGGGGUGGUGAUAAAUCUCUGGGGCCGACUGCAGGGUUUCGAGGGUGGCGUCGGCGGAAGCAGAAGGCGAGACGACGGUAAACGGCCGUCUCCAGGGGUUUCUGUCGGCGCUGUUCGCGAGCAUAGGAGGAGUCUUCGGGACCAAUUGCAAGGAAGGAGAAGAAGGAAGAGGGCAAGGAGAUAUGGCCGCGAGAGCUGUUGUUCCACAACCCAGAGGAGGAGAAAAUCAUAAGAAUGUGGCCGGAGAAGCAGCAAGGCACAGACGAGCUCUUCAGGAUAUUGGUAAUCGAGUGUCAGAGCGAGCUGCUCAACAGGUAUAAACUUGGGACCUAGUUAUAUGUGUCAAUUCAUGCUCUGAAAAUCGCCUUUCGGUUGGAGUUGAAGUGAAAUCUGAACCAGAUAUCGUGUGUUAGAAAAAUGCAAAGCAAGCUGUAGAUCGAGCAUUAGCAAACAAAAGAACAGUCACAGAAGUAACAGGCGCAGCCAAAGAGAAGGCCCUUGAGAAACCUGUACCUGAGUCUGUUGUUGUGAUAAGCUCCACAGAAGAAGACAACAGUAAAGUUGCUGUUAGAAGGGAACCCAAAGCAGCUGUAGAUCGUCCAUUAGCAACCAAAAGAACAGUGACAGAAGUAACAGCUGCACCCAAAGAGAAGGCCCUUGACGAGCCUGUACCUGAGUCUGCUGUUGUGAUAAGCUCCACUGAAGAGGAGAACAGUAAAGUUGCUGUUGGAAGGGUACACAAAGAAGGGCCCUCCACAAAGAAGAGUCUCACUUCUGUUCUCACGGCACGAAGCAAGGCUGCUUGUGGGCUAGCUAAUAAGCCUAAGGACUGCUUAGUGGACAUUGAUGAAGCCGACGCUAAUGAUGAGUUGGCCAUGGUCGAGUACAUCGAUGAUAUCUACGCUUACUACAAACUCACAGAAGACGAUGGUCGAGUACAUGAUUACAUGGAUAACCAACUGGAAAUCAAUGUCAAGAUGAGAAUUAUCCUGGUGGACUGGCUGAUAGAAGUUCACCGCAAAUUCGAACUCAUGCCAGAAACUCUGUAUCUCACUGUAAACAUCGUCGACCGGUACCUUUCCAUGAAAGUGGUCCGGAAGCGGGAGCUCCAGUUGGUUGGGAUAAGUGCGAUGCUAAUAGCAUCCAAGUAUGAAGAGAUUUGGGCACCGGAGGUCAGUGACUUUGUAGUCAUAUCAGACAAUGCUUAUGUUAGAGAACAAGUGCUGGUCAUGGAGAAAUCAAUAUUGGAGAAGCUGGAAUGGUAUCUGACGGUUCCCACACCAUAUGUCUUUCUAAUCAGAUACAUCAAAGCCUCUAUUCCAUCUGAUAAGGAGAUGGAGAACAUGGUGUUAUACCUGGCUGAGUUGGGUUUAAUGUACUAUUCCACAAUAAUCCUCUAUUGCCCCUCUAUGAUCGCCGCAUCAGCAGUUUAUGCAGCCCGGUGCACCCUUGGGAAACACCCAUUUUGGACUGAAACCUUGAAGCACCACACAGGGUACUCUGCAGAUCAGCUGAUGGAGUGUGCAAAGCUUCUUGUUCACUUUCACUCAGAGGCCGCAGAAUUUAAGCUCAAAGCCGCUUAUAAGAAAUUCCAAAGUCCCGAUCGAGGUAGCGUGGCUCUUCUACCUCCAGCCAAAAGCCUUUCGGCUGAAGAACCAUGAGACGUUCCCAGCUAGGACCAGAUUUCAAUUCUGCAGGACACCGGUUUGGGGGGCGGGGGGGGCUUGUAGAGAGAAGUUUCCCGCUUGCCUUUUAGGGAGGAGAGAGAUCAUCUGGCUUUUAUGAUCUUUAGAUUUCUUAGUGAUUUUCUUUUGGGAUGCCCGUGUAAGCAAUGACUGAUGAAUGUGGAUUUGCUGUUACUGACUUCUUGUUGAUAUUUCACUCAGCUUGUGGUCCAUGA
This is a messenger RNA of Rhodamnia argentea, 2029 nucleotides long. RefSeq names its product G2/mitotic-specific cyclin S13-7. Lineage: Eukaryota; Viridiplantae; Streptophyta; Magnoliopsida; Myrtales; Myrtaceae. The record is from RefSeq and is a predicted model, not a curated record. Gene Ontology annotation, molecular function: cyclin-dependent protein serine/threonine kinase regulator activity. Gene Ontology annotation, cellular component: cytoplasm; cyclin-dependent protein kinase holoenzyme complex; centrosome. Gene Ontology annotation, biological process: regulation of cyclin-dependent protein serine/threonine kinase activity; mitotic cell cycle phase transition.